AUGGCGUCCGCGACCUCACCUACGACCUCGCUGCCCUCGCGCGCGACCACGGGACUCAGCUCCCAGACCGAAGAUGCGGUGCCCGACUUUGACCCGACGACGACGGCUGGACUGCUCGCCGAGCGUCUGCAGGCGUGGAAGCACGCGGUCGGCUAUCUCGAGGAGUAUGUCACUGCCAUUGAGAAGAUCCACGGCCGCCACGCCAAGGAAUAUGAGAAGGCACUCAAGACUAUCUCAAACCCCCUCCGCGAGGGCCACCACUUCGACCAGAGCCUCGGCGGUAUCGCUGGAUUCUUCGAAAACAUGCGCUCCAACACCCAGGCCAUGAUCAACACCAACCUCGAGACCGAGAAGAGCAUCAAAGGCUCCGUCCUGCCCAUCCUCGAGCGCCUGCACAAGGAGAUCAAGCACAAGGCCAAGGAGCUCUCGAGCGGUGCCCAGAGCGGCGCCAAAGAGCUCGAGAAGCUUCGCAAUACGACGCAGAAGCACAUUGAGCUGCUCGGACAGCAAACGGCCUCGUUCGACUCGACCGGCGGCAAGAUAAACGGACACGACGAUCCGUAUGUCGUACACCGCGGUGUCUUGCACAGACUGAGCAACCAGGUUGUUGCCGAGAACAACCACAAGAACGACCUCAUUUCGGUGCAGAACAACUUCAAGACAUUCGAGGCACACGUCCUCCAGGUCCUUCAGCAGGGAAUGGAAGCCUUUGUGCAGUUGGUCGGUGGCCAGGGCGAGAAGACCCGCGCGUUGUACGGCGACAUGCUGGGCACCGUCCAAUGCAUCCCCCUGGACUUUGAGUGGACAAACUUCACCCAGCGGAGCGCCGACCGACUCGCCAACCCCAACGACCCGGCGCGCUCAGUCGAUGCGAUCCAGUUCCCUAACAUGGACCACGCCGCCACGAAGCCGCUGAUCGAAGGAUCGCUGGAGCGCAAGUCUCGCAACAAGCUCUCAUGGGGCUACUCGACCGGUUACUACGUUGUGACGCCAUCCAAGUUCUUGCAUGAGUUCAAGGACUCGGAUGACACACGCGCAGACCCGAAGCCCGAGCUCUCCAUCUAUCUGCCCGAUGCCGUCAUCGGAGCCCCCAGCGGCGACAAGUUCAACAUCAAGGGCAAGGACCGGAGCAAGACGAUCAGCAGCAAGCUCACAGGCAGCGCGGAGCUGGCGUUCAAGGCGCACACCGCCGCGGACGCGCAAAAGUGGUUCAAGAUCAUCCAGACCGUGUGCGGCGCCACAGGUCCCGCGGAGCCGACGUCCCCCGUGCCCGAGUCGCCCGUGGCGACGUCUCCUGUUGCCAGGACGGCAUCGGGCGAGAAGGCCGAGGCGGCAAGGGCUGAGGACCAGCUGGCGAUGAACUCGCCCGUGGCCGAGACUCCAACCCACCAGCACAAGGCACAGGAGGCGGGUGUGACGGGCGGUGAGGCGGCCCCGGCAACGACUACGGCGACGUCGCCUGUCGCCCCGGCUGCCGGGGCUGUCCCCGCCGAGAAGAAAUUCGAGGCGGCUUAA
This is a messenger RNA of Purpureocillium lilacinum, 1515 nucleotides long. RefSeq lists its product as uncharacterized. NCBI's taxonomy places the organism in Eukaryota, Fungi, Ascomycota, Sordariomycetes, Hypocreales, Ophiocordycipitaceae. The record is from RefSeq and is a predicted model, not a curated record.